CUUUCAUGAAAGGCUGGACUACGCCGAGUGAUGACGUCUCCUCAUUGGGCGGAAGGUUCGGUGGCAAGUCGUCGGUCUUCCAGCUGGUGGGAGUUGGCUUCGCGGGCUGGGCGCUGGGACCCUAGUGUAUGUAGUUCGCGAGGUCGGGUGGUGGGAGCGUAGCUGUCUGGUCUGCUCCCCGUUUUCCCGGGUUUCCUCCUCCGGUGUGGGGCCUCGUCAAGGACUCCCCGGCCCUUUUAGGGCCACGGCGUUAGUGGUGCUUCUGCGAGUUCCUUCUAAGUAUACCAUAAAGCCUUCAAGAUGGUUCUAGCAGACCUUGGAAGAAAAAUAACAUCAGCAUUGCGCUCAUUGAGCAAUGCCACCAUCAUCAAUGAAGAGGUACUAAAUGCUAUGCUAAAAGAAGUAUGCACAGCAUUACUUGAAGCAGAUGUAAAUAUUAAACUAGUGAAGCAACUACGAGAAAACGUAAAAUCUGCUAUUGAUCUUGAAGAGAUGGCAUCUGGUCUUAAUAAAAGAAAAAUGAUUCAGCAUGCUGUAUUUAAAGAACUUGUGAAGCUUGUAGAUCCUGGAGUCAAAGCAUGGACACCCACGAAAGGAAAACAGAAUGUAAUUAUGUUUGUUGGAUUGCAAGGAAGUGGUAAAACAACCACAUGUUCAAAGUUAGCGUACUUUUACCAGAGGAAAGGUUGGAAGACCUGUUUGAUAUGUGCAGACACAUUCAGAGCAGGUGCUUUUGACCAACUGAAACAGAAUGCUACCAAAGCACGAAUUCCAUUCUAUGGAAGCUACACAGAAAUGGAUCCUGUUAUCAUUGCUUCUGAAGGAGUGGAUAAAUUCAAAAAUGAAAAUUUUGAAAUUAUUAUUGUUGAUACAAGUGGUCGCCACAAACAAGAAGAUUCUUUGUUUGAAGAAAUGCUUCAAGUUGCUAAUGCUAUACAACCUGAUAAUAUCGUUUAUGUGAUGGAUGCUUCCAUUGGACAGGCUUGUGAAGCCCAGGCUAAGGCAUUUAAAGAUAAAGUUGAUGUUGCCUCAGUAAUAGUGACUAAGCUUGAUGGUCAUGCAAAAGGAGGUGGUGCACUCAGUGCAGUUGCUGCCACAAAAAGUCCAAUUAUUUUCAUUGGUACAGGGGAACAUAUAGAUGACUUUGAACCUUUUAAAACACAGCCUUUCAUCAGCAAACUUCUUGGUAUGGGUGACAUUGAAGGACUGAUAGAUAAAGUCAACGAGUUGAAGUUGGAUGAUAAUGAAGCACUUAUAGAGAAAUUGAAACAUGGUCAGUUUACGUUGCGAGACAUGUAUGAACAAUUUCAAAAUAUCAUGAAAAUGGGCCCCUUCAGUCAGAUCUUGGGCAUGAUACCUGGUUUUGGAACAGACUUUAUGAGCAAAGGAAAUGAGCAGGAGUCAAUGGCAAGGCUAAAGAAAUUGAUGACUAUAAUGGAUAGCAUGAAUGACCAAGAAUUGGACAGUACAGAUGGUGCCAAGGUUUUUAGUAAGCAACCGGGAAGAAUCCAGAGAGUAGCAAGAGGAUCAGGUGUGUCAACGAGAGAUGUUCAAGAACUUUUGACACAGUAUACUAAGUUUGCACAGAUGGUGAAAAAAAUGGGAGGUAUCAAAGGACUUUUCAAAGGUGGUGAUAUGUCUAAGAAUGUGAGUCAAUCACAGAUGGCAAAAUUGAAUCAACAAAUGGCCAAAAUGAUGGAUCCUAGAGUUCUUCAUCACAUGGUAUGUGACUUUCUUGGAGAGAAGAUUGCAUCUGCUUUGGGGAUCAGCACCCCAAAAUACCAGUAUGCCAUUGAUGAGUAUUAUCGGAUGAAGAAGGAGGAAGAAGAGGAAGAAGAAGAAAAUAGGAUGUCUGAAGAAGCAGAGAGACAAUACCAACAAAAUAAGCUGCAGGCUGAUUCCAUUGUUCAGACCGAUCAACCAGAAACAAUGGUAUCUAGUUCAUUUGUGAAUCUUAAUUUCGAAAUGGAGGAAGACUGUGAAGUAAUUACAGAAAGCACACCAAAUGCAGUCCCUGUCCCGCCAUAGAAUGAAAUGACUAUCUUAACUUCAAGCCCUAAAAUGGUUUUAUAUAUCAGGAACUUUUCACAUUCUCUGUUUAGUGGAAUAACUUAAAACAAUUACUUGUAUUUCAAAUUAUUUGGAAAGGAAAAAUGUUCCUUCAUUUCUAGGCUCUAUCUAGCAAAAGUCAGACCUGAACUUUGGAUAUUUGAACUGUGCUUUUACUUUGUGUCCAAUUACCAAUUAUUGCUUUUCCUUUUCUUUUUUUUUCCUUUUUGCACUGUUGGGGAUGAAACCCAGGGUUUCAUGCAUGCUAGCUAGGCAAGUAUUCUGUAGCCUACUGCUGAGAGUUUAAAGUUAAUGACAUUCUAGAGUUCUAAUCAAUUAAGAGUUAAUUAAGUUUAUUAUUUUCUUGUUUUUUUUUUUUAUAAAAGGUAAGUUAUUGACUGAAGCUAAUUGGAGCCGAUAAUCCUACAGUCUCAGAUUAAAAUGAGAAAUUUCCCUCCUAGAUUUUCUGAUAUUAUGCCUGUGCUUUAUGCUUUGCAUUUAAUAGAUCUAACCAUUAAUUUCAUACUAAAGAUGGCUGAGUAUGUAAUAAAAGAAGCAAGAUGGAA
Molecule: messenger RNA, 2615 nt
Organism: Perognathus longimembris pacificus (Pacific pocket mouse)
Lineage: Eukaryota; Metazoa; Chordata; Mammalia; Rodentia; Heteromyidae
Product: signal recognition particle 54 kDa protein
Exons: 17
Coding region: 301-2028 (575 amino acids)
Biological process (GO): SRP-dependent cotranslational protein targeting to membrane, translocation; SRP-dependent cotranslational protein targeting to membrane
Cellular component (GO): signal recognition particle, endoplasmic reticulum targeting; cytosol
Molecular function (GO): GTPase activity; 7S RNA binding; ATP hydrolysis activity
Source: RefSeq, a predicted model, not a curated record